Molecule: messenger RNA, 1670 nt
Organism: Parasteatoda tepidariorum (common house spider)
Lineage: Eukaryota; Metazoa; Arthropoda; Arachnida; Araneae; Theridiidae
Source: RefSeq, a predicted model, not a curated record
UAUAAUUUUAUCUUCUUCACUCUACUCUUAAAUAAUGGUUUAAAUUUUUUCGUUAUUUGUAUUUUUUGUGGGUUUUGUUUAUCUCAAAAAGAGACGAACGAUCGAUAGGCAAUAAAUUAUCGCUCUUGCAGUCAGAAAAAGAAACCUGUACUGUCCCGUAGCACAGAGCUCCAACUAAAAUUCUAGACCUUUAUCUGGUUGAAAGGUAAUCAAAAUUUCAAUUGCAAGAUCUUUCUUUUACGGACACGAAAGGAAAUUAUGUAAAGAGUGAUAAUAGUUUAAUUCGCCAUAAAAAAUUUAUUUUCAGUUUUAACCAAGAAAAGUUGCUUCUAAUUUAGCCAAGUUUUAAGCACAGUAUAGCUGAAGCAUGGUUCUUGCACCAAGAAUUUACAUUGCUCACUCAUUAAAGUUUAUCUGGAACAAGAAAACUCAACAAGUUUAAGGUUGGCUCAAGUAAUAAUUAAAGCAGUUUUAAUAAGUCAGUUGUUAGUAAACAGUAACGUUGAUAGUAAAAUUAACCAUAAGAGUUUGUUGCAAAUGAAAGCAAACAUACUAAUUUAAUUUUCUUAAAUUCUCCUAUGUAAAAGAAUAAUAAUAAUCUUCUAACCGUCGCAUUUUCAUGGGGGAAGAAACCAGCGCAAUAUGGAGAGCAUUGGCAGCAAAAGCUCAGUAACACAAAUAUUUGAACAUGAUAGUGGUGGUCGAUUUAAAAUUCGUAAAAUAGAAGGCGAUGGCAAUUGUCUUUUUCGUUCUAUGUCUUACCUCAUUUUCGGAAAACAAAGAGAACACGAAUACUUGAGAGACCUAGUUGUUAGGUAUGUUACAGAACACUGGGAACAGUUUAGCGACUACAAUGUAGAUGAGGACAUGGACUCAUAUAAAAUCAGUAUGUGUUCAUUCGGUACUUACGGUGGUGAACUAGAAAUUGUCGCAUUUUCUAAAAUAUUCCAAACUCAACCAGUUGUAUAUUUCAAAAGUUCCCCUGAGCAAAACCCUCUUAUGUUUGGCACCCAUGGAGCUUUGUGCUUCUUUCUUUACAGUGGACCGAGUGAUAAUGGUCAUUAUGACGUAUUGAAGCCAUUAGAAACAAUAUGGUGUGAUGCUAAGACGUAUGAGCAAUCCGUUAAAAAAAUGAGAUCGAGAUGCAGAGACUCAUUCCUGGAGGAUUUGAAGUUCUAUAAAAACGAUUUGAAAUCUCUAUCUCGGGUUGGCUUUAAAAAAACUAGUGAUAUCAUGACCAAACAAUAUGAUCGUUUGACAAAAAUGGCAGCUCUAGAUGCUUUUGAUCUAACUAAAUUAUAGCACAAAACAAUAAUAUAGAAAAAUUACGUUUGUUCUCUGCUUUAUUUAUAUUCCAUUUCAUUUCUUUCGUUGCAUAAGUAAGAUGAUUUGACAUUAAUAUUACAUUGGCACGAUAAUUUAUGAAGCUCAGCUCAGCUUGUUUUAAAAUUUUUGAGAAAGUUUGGAAUGGAAUGUCAACCAAAACGACACAGUUAAAAAAUUUGUAGAAUUUGGCAGCGUUGUCGCACCCCAGAAGAUACAGAAAACGGUGCUCUUAACUCAAUUUCGGAAAAGGAUUUUUUUAAAAAAAAUAUUCCUUAAAUAGUGAUACUGGUGUAAUCUUAUGGAAAUGCUUUUUAUAUUUGCUAAAUAUUGAUUUGGGAAACAUG